This is a messenger RNA of Sitophilus oryzae (rice weevil), 1389 nucleotides long. RefSeq names its product exportin-4-like. Gene Ontology annotation, cellular component: cytoplasm; nuclear pore. The coding region runs from base 1 to 1389 and encodes 462 amino acids. Gene Ontology annotation, biological process: protein export from nucleus. Gene Ontology annotation, molecular function: nuclear export signal receptor activity. The transcript has 9 exons. NCBI's taxonomy places the organism in Eukaryota, Metazoa, Arthropoda, Insecta, Coleoptera, Curculionidae. The record is from RefSeq and is a predicted model, not a curated record.
AUGCUUGAAGCAUGGAACUCAAUUUACCAUGACUUUCAUCAAAUAACAGAUGAAAGUAUAACUUCAUGUGGAAUGAGAAUAUUUAAUAAACUAAUGUACAAUGCCAUUUGGCCCAACCUGAUGGUAUCAGAAUACCUGAUACUGGUGAACGGCAAGGUUGAUAAAGAUGACAGUGUUGACGCAUUAGUUUACGUGGAUGCCAGGCCUGGUCUACCAGACAGAGCAGAGUAUCUAGAUCAUACAAUCAGAGUUGCAUUCAAUGUUUUGAGACUGUGUGCAAUAGAAGAUCUUGCCGUAUCAAUGAAAUUGGGUCAUCUUUGGAGCCCUGAAGUGAGCUCAUCUCUAAUGUGGUUUAUGAAAAGAUGGUAUCGUACUUAUUUAUUAAUACCUCUUGACAACUAUUUCAAUGAAGUUGGUUAUGUAUUUUGGUCUUGUUUAGAGAAAGAUAGUGAUUGUACCCAAAUACAAAUAGAGUUUAUCAUAAACAAAAUUGCAGCUAAUUUAUACAAUUUCCAAUCAGAACCAGUAGUUUUGAAAGAUACAGUUGCAGUUUUUAGUGAUGCAAUUUGUACGAAGCGAAAGGUUCCGUAUAUAAUAAAAACAGAAGCAAUGGCCAAGCUGAUAAGUCUAGCGGAAAACCUACAGCCUGGAAGUUUACCCUCAGAGGUUUUAAGGGGUCUUUACAAGGGUUUUGUUUCAGCUGGGGUAUAUAUAACAAGCUCUUCAGAGAAAAAUAAGUAUUAUGAAACUAUAUUAAAUCCAUUGAGAUUACGAUUCAAAAACAUUAUUACACAAGAAAAUUUUGCCAAGGUGUGUCAAGAUGAUCAAGUACAAAAGAUCGUGAUUGAUUUACUCGAAUGCCUUAUAGGCAUAGCUAAGGGUUCCCAAAUGGCGUCAGUGGAUACUUUGUUUGACUUUCUUUCCCCUAUUUUGGCAGAACUUCCAGUAUUUCUAACAUUUUACAAAGACUAUCAAGUUAUAGUACAAUUAAUUUUAGAGUUAUUUGGACAGUGCGCUAAAUAUAUGUUGUGCUAUCUACGGCCUCUGGACAGUAAAAAAUUAUAUGAAAGUUCCUUGGCUACAGUACAGGCAUAUGCAAAAUGCAACGGAAACAGACUUUCAACUGAAACGUUUGCGGAAGAAAGCAGCUGUCAAGACUUAUCUUUAGUUCUAGAUGUCUUCACGUGUAUUUUAUCAAGAGACUGUAUUGAAUUGUUUCAAGCUACUAAUCAACGGGAGCUGGUGAGAGUUACAGCUGCAGACGUCGCUCUUUUUGGGCUGAAUUUCAUUAUGCCGUUAAUGACACUGGAACUUCUGAAAUUUCCGAACUUGUGUGCCCAGUUCUAUCAUCUUUGGUGCUCAUCAACGACAUUUAUCCCGAAAAGAUAG